This is a messenger RNA of Soboliphyme baturini, 246 nucleotides long. The record is from the annotation of a GenBank genome assembly. NCBI's taxonomy places the organism in Eukaryota, Metazoa, Nematoda, Enoplea, Dioctophymatida, Soboliphymatidae.
AUGGAAGAGCAAGCGCUCGUGGUCAGUGACUACGAAAGUUCCACAUACAUCUCAAAACCAACACCGAGACUCAUCAUCGGAGGCUCCAAGAAGCUACUCAGAAACGACUACAUCAGUCGUUUUCGAGAGCAGCCAGUCAGGGGAAACGAUCAUGUGCAUGAGUCUCUGCAAGGACUUCAACUUAUUCCGGUGCUCAGGCAGAUGCCUUCCCUUUACCGCAUAUACGCUCUGCCACUGCCACAAUAA